GCUAUGGCGGAUCGAGAUGGCGCAGCGGCAGUGUCAGCGCGAGCGCCAGCAGCAUCGGCGGCGCCAAGAAACAAGGUAAUCUGCGACACGGACGCCCUCCAGCGCUGCCUCAAGGAGAAUCGUGGCGAUCGCAGCAAAUGCCGUGAAGAAAUCGAAGCGUUCCGUUGCGCAUGCGAGGCUGGAGGCGCUAGGGCAGGAGGAGCGCCAUCGCCAUCCCCGCCGCGGGCGCGAGCGCGAGCUCCACCCUCUUGAUCAAUCAAACGAUCAAAUUUUUCUUCCUCUAGUUAGGAGCCGACGUGGCACGACGCGUGGAUGAUGCGUCACACCGUGUUGUUUGCUGACUCAGCACAAGCUCUAAUACUCCCGUCCCGAUAUGGGAGACUUGUUCCUCGCAGCUAUGGCGGCAUUCCGAGCUAGGUUUUUGGAAUUGGUGGGAUCUGCGAGCGAUUGACCGCGCGCGCUAGGUGAUUUUCAGCUCGGUAGUGUGAUCUAAUUCGGGGCCGGGCGAUCGAUUUGGAGCGGCAGUGAUGGAAAGGGAGGCGGCUCAUCCUCUCGACAUCGAAAGAAAGGGGUCAUUCUCGAGCCACCGGGGGCGCUCAGUGUAUCCCGUCCCGGCUUCCAGCUCGUAUGAGGAGAUGCCGCCUCGCGCGUCCAGGAUUUCGUGGCUCAUCCCCCUUUUCGUCGUCGCCAAUGUCAUCGUCUUCAUUGUCACCAUGUAUGUCAACAAUUGCCCCAAGAACUCGUUCAAUUGCAGGCUCACCUUCCUCAAGAGGCUCUCUUUCGAAUCGCUCAGGGACAAUCCUCUUCUUGGUCCAUCCUCCGAAACAUUGAAGAAAAUGGGGGCAUUGAACUCGACACUGGUGGUGAAAAAACAUCAAGGGUGGCGGCUAAUCUCUUGCAUGUGGUUACACGCCGGUGUGCUUCACUUGCUCGCGAACAUGAUAUGCCUUCUCUUAAUCGGCAUUCGCCUGGAGAGGGAAUUCGGCUUUGUGAAGAUCGGGCUUUUGUAUCUCCUAUCUGGUUUUGGUGGCAGCCUCCUAUCCGCGUUGUUCAUCCAGGACCGUAUCUCGGUCGGAGCGUCGGGAGCCCUCUUCGGUCUUUUGGGAGCAAUGGUCUCGGAGCUCAUCACCAACUGGUCCAUCUAUUCCAACAAGAUUGCCGCGUUGAUCACAUUGGUCAUCAUCAUCGGCAUCAACUUGGCGGUGGGCAUCUUGCCUCACGUCGACAACUUCGCACACAUCGGAGGAUUUGUCUCCGGGUUUCUGCUCGGCUUCGUGCUGCUCAUGAGACCACAACUUGGAUGGGUCCGGCAUCAAGGACACGCUGGGAUGCCGGGCGGUGCUCCUGUCAAGUCGAGACACAAGAUCUAUCAGAUCGUCCUUCUCAUCGUUGCCGUGCUCCUCUUAGUUGCCGGGUACUCGACCGCGAUUGCUCUCUUGUACAAAGAAGUUGACGUGAACAAGAAAUGUAGCUGGUGUCACUACUUGAGCUGCGUUCCUACGUCGCAUUGGAAUUGUAAUGGCAGCAAAACGUUUGAAUGCGAGUAUAACUUUGACAAAGGCUACUUGACGGUGGUUUGUGAAGAUAGAACGCGAUCGAGAGAAUGGCCCUCAGUCACUUCUCCCACGAGUGAUAAUGUUUACUGCUCGAGAAGCUGCCGGUAAAAGUGAAAGAAAAAAAGAAAGCCAGAACACCAUUCUUUGGGAGGAGAAUAAAUUCGUUGUAAAAAAUCGUUUUCGUUUGAGAAAGUACAUUUGUUUUUU
Selaginella moellendorffii is the source of this 1763-nucleotide messenger RNA. RefSeq names its product RHOMBOID-like protein 2. The record is from RefSeq and is a predicted model, not a curated record. Gene Ontology annotation, biological process: proteolysis. NCBI's taxonomy places the organism in Eukaryota, Viridiplantae, Streptophyta, Lycopodiopsida, Selaginellales, Selaginellaceae. Bases 528 to 1664 code for a protein of 378 amino acids. Gene Ontology annotation, molecular function: serine-type endopeptidase activity. Gene Ontology annotation, cellular component: membrane. The transcript is spliced from 6 exons.